Messenger RNA from Malurus melanocephalus (red-backed fairy wren), 3192 nucleotides. It is a transcript of the gene SGTB, whose product is annotated as small glutamine rich tetratricopeptide repeat co-chaperone beta. NCBI's taxonomy places the organism in Eukaryota, Metazoa, Chordata, Aves, Passeriformes, Maluridae. Gene Ontology annotation, biological process: post-translational protein targeting to endoplasmic reticulum membrane. Gene Ontology annotation, molecular function: protein binding; molecular adaptor activity. Bases 75 to 989 code for a protein of 304 amino acids. The transcript is spliced from 11 exons. Gene Ontology annotation, cellular component: TRC complex; membrane. The record is from RefSeq and is a predicted model, not a curated record.
CCCUGGUGUCUCGCAGCCGCAGGCAGCGCGGACUCGCCGCAUCUCGCACGACACAACAGAAAAUCAAUUUCAACAUGUCAUCAGUCAAGCGCUUGGUUUAUGCAGUCAUCCAUUUCUUGAGAGAGCAGAGUCAGAUGGAUACUUUCACUCCAGAUGAACAAGAAAGUUUGGAAGUUGCAAUUCAGUGUCUGGAGACUGUGUUUAAGAUUACCCUGGAAGAUACUCAUCUUGCAUCAUCACAGCAUUUGAUAGAAAUUUUCACAAAUUCUAUUCAAAAGAAUGACAUGCUGCCUCUCUCAGGUUCUUUACCAGAGUCCAUUGUAAAGGCUGACCAACUGAAGGAUGAAGGUAAUAAUCAUAUGAAAGAAGAAAAUUAUGGUGCUGCAGUGGAAUGUUACACUAAGGCUAUAGAACUGGAUCCAAACAAUGCAGUCUAUUACUGCAACAGGGCUGCUGCUCAAAGUAAGCUCAACAACUUCAGGGAAGCAAUAAAGGACUGUGAGAGUGCCAUAGCAAUAGAUCCAAAGUACAGCAAAGCUUAUGGAAGAAUGGGGCUGGCUCUGACCUCAGUGAAUAAAUAUGAAGAAGCAGUGACCAGUUAUCAAAAAGCACUGGAUCUUGAUCCAGAGAACGACUCUUACAAAUCAAAUUUGAAAAUAGCGGAACAGAAACUACGAGAYGUGUCCAGUCCUACUGGAACUGGACUGAGUUUUGACAUGGCAAGCUUGAUAAACAAUCCUGCCUUCAUUAGUAUGGCAGCAAGCUUAAUGCAAAAUCCUCAAGUUCAACAAUUGAUGUCAGGGAUGAUGUCAAAUGCCAUUGGUGGCCCUGCUGCUGGGGUUGGUGGCCUGUCGGAUUUGUCCAGCCUGAUCCACGCGGGGCAGCAGUUUGCACAGCAGAUACAGCAGCAGAAUCCUGAGCUCAUAGAGCAACUGAGAAAUCAUAUCCGGAGCAGAUAUUUGAGUGGCAGCACUGAAGAACAUUCCUGACUUCAAGGAGUCAUAUGAAUUGGAAUGAUAUAUAACCCCAAAAUGCAUACCAUAGUUAGUAGCAAAAGCACCAUUGUAACUCUUCUGCUUGAAUAGAAGACAGAAAAUUCUUCGUGUGUGUUUGCAAACAAGAAUAAAUCUGGUAAACAGAUCUCUUGCACAUAACUUGGAACAUAGUGUUUAUGUAUAGUUACUCCUCUGAAAAUUAAUACACUGAAUAGGUGGUUUAUAAAAAUCCCCAAGUCCAAGUCAUUUCAGUAUGUGCACUAGAUUGACCUCCGGGGCUACUGAGUUGGGAGGAGUUUUGUAGUGCACUGAUCUUGCCUAACACCUAAUUCUAAAAUGCUAUUUUACGAUAGACACGUUACUCAUAUGGUGAGAAUCAUGAUGGCUAUACUCCCUCAAACAGCAUUGAAUACUGAAAUAUUGAAACAAUAGGCCCAUCAGACAUGCCCUUUCUCUAAUAAGCAUUAAGUAGUGUUGGAGUAUAGUAUGUUUGUAAAACUCAUGCUUGAAAAGUCUGUUUAAGACUGUGGAGAAGCCUUCAUGAGGAACAGGAAAUAUUUCUCAACUUCAUUGGGCAGGAGAGAGGGAGAUGAUCACAUAUGAAGGAGUACCACAAAGAGAAGACAACUAUUCUGUGUAGGAUAAUGCACAGAAAUCAAAAUGGAACUUUGCUUGGGAAAGAAAAAAGAAAGAAGUUUUAGGCUUUUGUACUGCCAUGUAUACCCUCACAUCAUGAUGGUAGCCCUGGAGGUCAGAAUUAUGGCACUAUGUUCCUAAGCAUGGCAAGCUGUAUUACAUUCCGUAUGUAUGCAGUAUUUAGUAUAAACUUAAAAUUCUUAACUGUAAUAAGCUAAAACUGAGCCUGUGACUGUACAAAUAACUAGUACUGAAAAUUUAAAAAAAAGAACUGCCUUAGAAGGAUUCUUUUUCUAUUCUUGUGUGAUAAAUCACUGGCUUAAAAAUUGGGGAUUUUUUUUAAAGUUUAACUACACGUAUCUAUCUAAAAUGAUGGUUAUUUAGUCAAGUUAAAGGUUUUUCCACUCUAUAAUAUUUGUGUCUUGCUCAGUUAAUAUUACUCUUUCAAAACUGCUGCUUUUGUGUCUAGUGUGUUAACUUUUUUACUCUGCUUACUGUUCACACUGCUUUCUGAUACAAAGUACACUUUUUCUUAGCCCAGGGAGAUUCUCAACACACUUUCCUCUUUGUGUGUCUAAACUCAUUUGAGGAGCCUGCUUUGAUUUCAAAGACAAAGUGAUCUCUCAUGGCCAGUUAGUCUGGAGGAGGUAUGUAAAGGAGUAACAAUAAAUUCCCAAAUGGAGAAAUACACAGGAACUCUGAACCUCCGACUUUAUAUCCGAUUGAUCUUAUGCUCCUAAAAGAGCUCCUCCAAGCAGAAGCAAAUGCAAAAKUUUGGGCCAAGUAAUGUACUUGAUUCUAAAAAAUUACAGUUGUGCAUUUAUGGUGUGACUCUGACCCUACAAAACCAGAGGGAAAAAUGCAGCUGAAUCCAAGGAGAAAUGAAAGGAAUUGGAGAAAACACAAAACUGGGAAAUCCAUACUACCAUCUGUUGAAUAAAGAGGUAAAGCUUAAUAGAUCAACUUAAACAAUUUUAAACAUUUCAUAUUUUAUUGAAUAGAGCUUGCCUAUGUACAGCAUUAAAAUGCUUUAUAAAAUUCUCUCUUUAAGUUGGUGUAGCUGCUUUUUUUGAGGCUGUAGAGAUACUUAAGUUUUACAUUUUCAAGUAACAGCUUUUGACUUAACAUCGGAAGACCAGAAAGAGAAUCCCUUGGAGGGACCUUUUAUCAGAGGUAUCUCAGAUCCUCCAUCUAAUCCAUUCAAAGUAAGUGUUACUUAAGUUCAGUUACAUUGAGUUGGACACAAUACUAUUUAGAAGACAGACUUAUGGAGGCUGUGGGUGGGCUACAAAAAGUGYGCAGAUACUACUUGGAAUAGUGUGUUGUGUCAGGAGAAAAGAAUGCAUCUAGUAUGUAUCGUGUUGAACUUCACAGUUCCUUUUAAUUCUCUCUUUCAUAUCUUCAACUGCUUACARUGUGUAACUUUGAUAGGGAGAACCAAAAAAUCCACAGUGGGCUGGACAGUUCUGCCAAUAUCUCUCUACAAACUCAAUUUAUUCUUACUUUGCAACAGCAAUCCUCAUGCACUCAGUUACUUUUCUUGUGUAAGACAGUGUCAAGA